CCUCUCCCCUGUUUCGAAGCCCCCCCCACAACACGGGAACCCCGAAUCUCCCCACCUCUCCCCUCCCAUUCGACUAGGGUUUUUCUCUAGGGCUUGGGGAACCUCGGCGAGGCGCGUCGGCGAUGUCGCUCCGGCCGAGCGAGCGGAUGGGGAUCCGCCAGAAGGGCUACAAGGCGUCGAUGGACGCGGCGGAGGGGCGGCGGCGGCGGGAGGACAUCACCGUGAUACUCCGCAAGGCCGACCGCGAUCGCGCCCUCAAGGAGAAGAGGCGGCGCCCCACGGCCACCGCCGCCGCCGAGGGGUUGCCGCAGGCGGCGCACUCGUCGGCCAUCGAGAAGAAGUUGGAGAGCCUGCCGAUGAUGGUGCAGGGGUUGUACUCGGAUGACAGCAGCAUGCAGUUGGAGUCGACCACGCAGUUCAGGAAGCUGCUCUCUGUCGACCAUUGUCCUCCAAUUGAUGAGGUGAUUAGAUCUGGAGUGCUCCCUCGCUUUGUGGAAUUCCUCACCAGGGAGGAGUACCCCCAGCUCCAGUUUGAGGCAGCAUGGGCUCUCACCAAUAUUGCUUCAGGAACAGCAGCCAACACAAUGGCAGUUAUUGAACAUGGUGCUGUGCCCAUCUUUGUGAAGCUCCUCAGCUCACCAAGAGAGGAUGUCCGUGAACAGGCUGUCUGGGCCCUGGGAAAUGUGGCUGGGGAUUCCACAAAAUGCCGUAACCUGGUUCUUAUGCAUGGUGCAAUGUUACCGCUACUGCAGCAGCUCAAUGAGCAUGCUAAACUCUCGAUGCUGAGGAACAGUGCCUGGACCCUUUCUAACUUCUGCCGUGGCAAGCCGCAGCCUGACUUCAAGCAUGUUGAACCUGCGCUUCCAGUGCUGCGGGAGCUCAUCCUCUCUCAAGAUGAGGAGAUCCUAACGGACUCAUGUUGGGCACUCUCUUACCUGUCAGAUGGUUCUAAUGACAAUAUACAAGCUGUGAUUGAAACUGGCGUGUGUGAUUGGCUUGUUGAGCUCCUUAGCCAUCCUUCACCUGUGGUGCUCAUUCCUGCUCUCCGCACGGUUGGCAACAUUGUAACUGGGGAUGAUGCGCAGACCCAGUGUAUUGUUGGUCAUCCCCAAGCACUUCCCUGUCUUUUCAAUCUUUUGACAACAACUCAAAAGAAAAGCGUCAAGAGAGAAGCUUGCUGGACAAUCUCCAACAUCACAGCUGGAACUAAAGAGCAGAUUCAGGCUGUGAUCGAUUCAAACAUAAUUGCUCCUCUAUUGCAUCUGUUGCAACAUGCUGAGUUUGAUGUCAAAAAGGAGGCUGUUUGGGCAAUUUCUAAUGCCACAUCUGGUGGGACAUUCAAUCAGAUAGAGUAUCUUGUUAGUCAGGGUUGCAUCAAGCCGCUUUGUGAUUUACUUGUUCACCAAGAUUCCAAAACAGUGUUAACUUGUUUGGAGGCCCUUGAUAAUAUCUUGAGGGUUGGGGAGGCUAAGAAGAACUUGGGGGCUUGUAAUAUGAACAUAUUUGUGCCGAUGGUUGAUGAAGCUGAUGGCUUGGACAAAAUUGAGGAUCUCCAGAACCAUGACAAUGUUGAGAUAUAUAAUAAGGCAGUUUAUGUGCUUGAGUCAUACUGGGUGCAGGAGGAUGACCAACAGCCCUUUCUUAUUCCAUCUGUAUCUGAAUCUGAAUCUGACAAUGAAAUGUUUCAGUUUGGCAGUUUCGGUAAAGGUAAAUUUCUAUUCACUAAUGGUUGGAACUGUGAAUCUGAAUCUGACAAUGAAAUGUUUCAGUUUGGCAGUUUCGGUGAAGUGCCCGAUUUGGAUGGAAAUGCACCGUAGCUGUCUGUUCAGGGGGCUUUCCAGAAUCGGAGAGUCAAGUUAUCCGAGUCAUGGUUUGGUCCUGCUAACUUGUUAUGAGGCAGCAGUCAGGGUUCGUCCGAUAAGAGCAAGGUCAGGGUAUGGCAAUUAGGUACAUUGCUUUUGUGUGGUUCGGGUGUCUUGUGUAUAGCGGUUGGUUCAUAUGGAUUAUGGUUCUCCACACAAGGGGGUGGGUACUGGAAAUUGGUCGGUCGGGGAAGGGCAUACUCUUGCUUGUGUUGUCGGGUUAGCUAUUACUUUUACCUUCCUUUCAGUAGCGUAAGCUGGUAUGUCUGUGGAGGUAAAAAAAAAAGGGAAAAGACAAAAAUACUUGGAAGCUGUAAAGCCAUAGUUUACAUUGUUGUUAAUCAUGAGAACCCAGUGGGUUUUGGAAUU
Molecule: messenger RNA, 2231 nt
Organism: Oryza sativa Japonica Group (Japanese rice)
Lineage: Eukaryota; Viridiplantae; Streptophyta; Magnoliopsida; Poales; Poaceae
Product: importin subunit alpha-1b-like
Biological process (GO): NLS-bearing protein import into nucleus
Cellular component (GO): cytoplasm; nucleus
Molecular function (GO): nuclear import signal receptor activity; protein binding
Source: RefSeq, a predicted model, not a curated record